UGUAAAACGUCAGUUGGCGAGAGUGAGAGAGAGAGGUUAGUGGAAAAUUUGUUACAUUGUCUUCGUCUGCGUAGAAAAAGGCAGUCACAGACAUUUUGUUGCAUUUUCACAGCCAAAAAUCCCUGGGAAAAGAACGCAGAAACGACAAGUGGAUGGCGUGAGUGGUGGGUGGUAAGGGAAAAGUGUGUGAUCGUGUGUGAAAAAAGUGGGCCAACUCGAGAGGCUGCCCUCAUCGCCAAAGUGAAAAGUUGAUUGUGUAAAACGAUGACGCAGUUUGUUGAAAUCCACUGAAAUUGCCCAGUUAUGUGUUUGGCUGCCUUCCAGAGAGAAGCGACUCAAGCAGAUUGUCUGAAGCAUCAAGAUGUCGGAGUCUCCGCGUCGCGGCGCUCGCAGCGUCCCGGCCGUGGUGCCCCCGCAAGCGGUGUGUGAUCGCUCGGUGCUGGACAGCGUGGCGGGCUUCAUCAACGAUGUCACGCUCACGUCCGCGAGUGGCCCUGGCGAUGGCGGCAAGGAGUCCAUCCUGUGGGCGCGAUUUGAGACGGACGCCGAUGUGAGUGACCUGAAGUUCGGCGAGGAUUGGGAUCUCGAGGCGGAUUGCGCUCCACCGCUGCUCCUCACGCUGGGCUACGGCAGUGGCGUGCAAGUGUGGGCGAUUCCCGCCAAUGGGGAGGCCGUGGAGGUGCUGUCGUGGCGCCACGGCAGCGUGAAAUGCCUUCGCAUUCUGCCCACGCCGGUGCCGGACGACGGAGACCUGGCGGACGCGCCCUGCGAUCAGUUCACUUCCAAGCGGCCCAUCAUGGCGCUCUGCGACAGCCCGCAAACGCCGCCGGGCGGGACGACGGCCCACUGUGCGGUGGCUUUCGUCUCGCUGGCCGACGGGGAUGUGGUGAAGAGCAUCAAGUUCAAGAACCCCAUCCUCGACAUCCUCGCCAACAGAUCCACCGUGGUGGUGACCUUCCAGGAGAGGAUAGCCGUGUUCGAUGCGCGCAACUUUGAGGACAGAUGCACAGUGACCACGUGCCAUCCGAGUCCCGGACUCAAUCCCAAUCCCGUGGCGCUGGGCACGCGCUGGAUGGCGUACGCCGAGCGGCGGCUCAUGUCGAAGCGCAGCAGUGGCGGAUGCGACUGCGACGGCGUGGCCAGCUACACAGCCACGAUGCUCAAUGCCGCCAAGAGCCUUGGGAAGGGUCUGCGCGAGUUGGGCGAGUCCGUGGCGGCGGGCUUCAGCAGCCAGGGCCAAAUGCAGGCCGGCAGUCCGGGAUCCGGGAGCUCCACACCAGUUUCCGAUCCUCGCCAACCGGGCGUCGUCACCAUCAUGGACAUAAAGCACCCUAUAAAAGACAUCAGCCCCACAACUGGAGCCCCCAUUUCGGCAUCUGGAGUGGAUCCAAUUGUGGCUCACUUUAUCGCCCACUCGGAUGCCAUCGUGGCGCUGCAGUUUGACCCCUCGGGCAUGCUGCUGCUCACAGCCGAUCGCCGUGGCCAUGACUUCCACGUGUUCCGCAUCCACCCGCACCCCGGCGGGGCGUCGCAUGCCGCCGUUCACCAUCUCUAUGUGCUCCAUCGCGGCGACACGACGGCCAAGGUGCAGGACAUUGUGUUCUCGCUGGAUUCACGCUGGGUGGCCGUGAGUAGCCUGCGCGGCACCACUCACGUGUUCCCCGUGACGCCGUACGGUGGGCCCGCGGGCAUCCGCACGCACGGCUCUCCGCAUGUUGUCAAUCGCUUGUCGCGCUUCCACCGCUCGGCGGGCCUCUCCAUGGACGGCGGCCGAUCGAGCAGCCCUGUCUCGUACGCGGACGCCAAUCACGGCACCAACCACACGGGCAGCGCUUAUCCCAAUCCCCGAUUGCCGCCCUUUCCGCACCCGACAGUCAUCCUUCCGCUCACGCAACUUCGCCAGCCGGCAUCGCUGGUGACAGUCGCCGGCCCUGGAGCCGCGCAAUACGCCAAGGGCAGACAGCGACACUCGUCACUGUCCGAUGAUGGGAACUCCUCGAAGCCACUGCGGAUGUGCGCCACUUUCGCGAGGCCCAGAGCGUGGCUCCUCGAUCCGCCGGGCAGUGCUAGAGAAGCGCCGUCGCUCAGGAUGCAGAGACGCGCCGUGGACUCGCUCUUUAUCAUGGCAGGACAUGGCGCGUUGAUUCAGUACGACCUGGAGCCCAAGCACACCUCAAGCGUUGCCAAGGAGAGAGUGAGCGAUGACACGCCAAUUGAGCUGGACGUGGAGGCGAAGGCGCAGUGGAAUCUCCUGCGGACGGCGGACUCUCUCACGGAGAUUCAGCCGCCGCUGCCGUCGGACAGUUGGCUGUUGCGCGAUCGCGUGUUCGAGGCGGAGAACUGCGAGGAUGCGCGGGAGGGGGAGAGGGAUGAUCGCUGGCUGGCGCAGGUGGAGAUCAUCACGCACGCGGGGCCGCACAGGCGACUCUGGAUGGGGCCGCAGUUCAUCUUCAAGACGUACAACACGCCCAGCGGCUCGUCCCUGAGUCACAUCGAUGCGGAGUCUGUGGAGGUGGGCAUCGCCACGGCCAGUGGCGCCCUGCCGGCGCGCUCCAACCCCAUGAAUAUGCCAAUCACCACCACGGGGCGCCCCAUUGUGCCCGUUCUCAUCGAAUCCGGAUCCUACAGCAGUUACGAGCCCAGUCCUCGUCUUGCUGAUCAAUUCCGUCACGAUGAUAUGGAUCCGGACUUCUCUCUGGGUCCUCGCGAGUCGCAAUUGCGCGAGGAUCUGGCCGAUGCCAUGCGUGAAUCACCGAACGUAUCGCGAGAUACCUCAGGUCCCUCGUCAUCGGCCACAGCGUCGUGUGUGCGACAUCGUGAGAUGUCCACAGUCGCGAUGGGUCACGCUACACCGCCGCCAAAUGGCGGUGCGUCGCGUUCUGUGGCCAAAGUGGUGAAUCCCUUGGGAACUGUGACCACAGUGACGCAGUCCGUGAUCUCGUGCCCCGGCGAGAUGGACACAAGCUUCGCGGAUCACUAUUUGCACGAGAAUUGCGACGAGGCACUCUUUCGGCCCGUCGUCACGGUGAUUAGUGACGUGCGACGGGCGUCCAGUGAGGAGGAAGUGACUCCAGACGCUCCCGCGCCCGUUGGCAUGGAGCUCAUUGUGCCGGUGAUGGAGGAGAGCGUGCCGCGAAAGUCGCCAGAGAAGGAAGUGGCGAAGAAGAGUGGCGGGAAGAAGAAGAAGCAAGAGGAAAAGGAACCCUCGCCACCCCCUGUGGAGUUGGAAGAGCCUCCGCGGGCAGUGAAGACGGCGGGGAAGCCGAAGAAGGUGAAGAAAGGUGCAAAAGUAGCGAAAAAUCUGGCGGAAGAGGAGAAGAUUGAGGGGAAAAUCGACGAAAUUCAGCUGGAUGAAGUGAAGCUGCCUGAGGAUGAGGAGAAUCUGCCACAGUACAAGACGCUGAAGCAGGAUUUCGAGAUGAUUCAGGACACAUUGCUCAAGGACUCAAUUGUCAUGACCACGACGACAAAGCGGGAAGAGCAGUUCCCGGAAAUUGUCAACAAUUUCUUCGAUGUGACAACCACAAAGUUGGACUUGGAGUUCCCCGAGGAGGACAGCGAACGCCUUGUGGAGCCUCUGGCGCCCCUGGAGCCCUUUGAGCUCAAGUUCGAGCCCAUGUAUGGCUAUCAGGAGGAGGAGUCCACACUGUAUAAUAACGUGGCGCGCAGUGAGACCGACAAAUUCUGGUCAGAUCACUUCUACAACAGCUUCGAGGAGAAGUUCACCGACAGCAAUCCCACCGACAGAAUCCUCUCGGUCAGUGGCUCCUCGGAGAAUGACUCUGAGAGCUCGUCGGGCGGCGAGAAGGCGCGCGAGGGGAGUGACGGACACGACGAGGAGCUGCAGCCGCUGAUAAAUGCCAGCGGAGGCGCCAGUGAGGGUUCUCCGAUGUCGGAUCGCUGCGCUGCUGAGCAGAAGGCGUCCGAGGAUGGGGAGAAGGAGUCGACAAAGCGGUCCGAAACACUGCCAACGACCAAUCGAAGUGAUUUUAAGCAGCAGCAGAAGAAGAAGUCACGCAGGAAAAAUAGAUAAGACAUGGCAAAGGAGGGAAAACUGUACAGAGAAAAACAUCACGAGGAUCAGCAAUUCUUUUGAAGAAGAUCACAAUCAUUACGUGUUAGGAAGGGAAGGAGAACUCUAGUUUUGCGUGUAGAACGAGACAAAUAACAGUGUAAAAAAAAUACUACAAAAAAAUCAUAGCUUAGUGAAGACAGAACUUCUUGUAAAAGGAUUAAAAGAAUUACUGUAAAAUUGUAGAUUUAAGGUUAAAGACGGUGAGGAGUGUGUAGAAUGAUCACAAAAAAAAUGGUAUAAUAUCGUGUAAGAUCUCAAAGUAUAUUUAAAAAUAUCUUUUUUCCUUCUAUUUUAGAUACACAUUUUUUUCCUCUUCAUGUUGUUUCGUUGGACAAUUUUACCAACCAUUUUAUUUUUGCUAUAAUUUAUAUUUUAGAGCGAAAUAUUAUUUACGUUCAAAACAUUUGUAUCCAUUUCUAGACCACAUUUUAACUCGUGAAAUCGUUUCUAUUAAGGAAGAUUAUAUCGUUCGAAUCGGAAUCUUAACAUCAUUUUAUUAUUUCUUCGAUUAGAGGCCUCAAGAUCGUCCCAUGAAAACCCUCUUGAGACUCACUUGAGAUAAAUAGAGAGCUCUUGGUAUAAACUUAAGAAUGAUGAAUUAGUCGUUAUUGAAUUUCUGUCUCUGUAUCGUUUAUUGCAGAUGAAUAAGAAAGAAAGAAAGAAAAAAAUCGUGAAUGACAAAAAAAAUGCAUAUAAAAUUUUGAAAAAAGUGAAUAUAAAAAUUAGUUGACUAGAGUGAAUAAAUGAAAGAUUAAAUUGAUGAUGAUUCAUUGUGUCUAUACAGUAAUUGCAAGAUUAAGAGAAUUUAUUGUAUUUAUAAAAUUUACUUUAAAAGGAGAAAAAAAAACAAUAAAAAAAAACGUUUCAUUUCUCUUUCGCAAAAA
Messenger RNA from Phlebotomus argentipes, 4959 nucleotides. Its product is annotated as breast carcinoma-amplified sequence 3 homolog. Gene Ontology annotation, biological process: autophagy; response to starvation. NCBI's taxonomy places the organism in Eukaryota, Metazoa, Arthropoda, Insecta, Diptera, Psychodidae. Bases 362 to 4033 code for a protein of 1223 amino acids. Gene Ontology annotation, cellular component: cytoplasm. The transcript has 6 exons. Gene Ontology annotation, molecular function: protein binding. The record is from RefSeq and is a predicted model, not a curated record.